AUGUCGUACAGCGGAAUAGGACUCAAAUCGGCGAAGGGGUCAUCGACGUCGGGCCACGUGCAGCGAUCGCUGGCCAGCAACACAGAUAGGCGCAGGGCACAGGGCAGUCAACGGCAGCGCGACAAGGCAAUUAACAAGCCCACCCACAGCAGGGUCAACAAGCCCCUUGCAGUGCAGAAGGAGAUGAGCACCCACAUGGAGAAACGUGAGAUUGAGGUUCAGGUCAGCGAGCUGCGUGACUGGCUGGAGGAUGACGAGUCGCUCUCGGACGAGCAAAUAAACGAACAGUGUGAGACAUUGAGGAACAAGCUGACUAAGGAGUGGCAGGAGCAACAACGAGUCUCUUCUUUGUAUACCUCCCGCAAGGCGCGGCUAAAUGAAGAUCUCCAGCAGCAGCAACAACAAGAAUAG
Molecule: messenger RNA, 411 nt
Organism: Saccharomyces eubayanus
Lineage: Eukaryota; Fungi; Ascomycota; Saccharomycetes; Saccharomycetales; Saccharomycetaceae
Gene: CWC21
Product: U2-type spliceosomal complex subunit CWC21
Exons: 1
Coding region: 1-411 (136 amino acids)
Source: RefSeq, a predicted model, not a curated record